Messenger RNA from Pelobates cultripes (western spadefoot toad), 1903 nucleotides. The record is from the annotation of a GenBank genome assembly. Lineage: Eukaryota; Metazoa; Chordata; Amphibia; Anura; Pelobatidae.
AUGGCCUCGUUCGCGGUAUGUAGCCUCUAUGCACCGGCCACACCAGACCCCACCUUCUGGAGCACCUUUAAGGCCCAUCUCGGCAGCAUCACAGCCAAAUACCUAAUCGUGGGCGGGGACAUGAACGCGACACACGCACCCGCCAUAGACCGACGAACGCAAAAGGAUAUAACGCCGGCCCCAACGAGGAACGAUAAACUAUAUGCCAGCUUCCUCAACGAGACCAUGCUACUGGACAUCUGGAGGGCCCACCAUCCAGCGGACAGGGACUUCACCUUCUACUCCCAUACACAUCGGUCAUACUCGCGGAUAGAUUGUUUUCUGGUAACACAAACGACCCAGCCUUGGACCACUCACUCACAAAUUGGCAACAUAACAUGGUCGGACCAUGCGGAGAUCACACUGGACCUUCAAAUCCCACGACUAUCUCGCCCAUGGCGAUGGCGACUCAAUCCGUGGAUUCUCCGGGACAAAGAAACAGUACAGACCAUCACUGGUCAUCUCCAAACCUACUUCGAGUUAAACGCCACAGAGGACAUGGCCCCGACGACAGUUUGGGCAGCGCAUAAAGCGACAAUCCGAGGCCACUUGAUAGCAAUUGCCACAGCCCACAAAAGACGACGCCUCCGGGACCUCACAGAAGCACUGGCCAAACUAACUAAGCUUGAGACACUGCACAAACGACACCCCUCCGACACUGUGCUAAAGGAGCUCACAGAGUUACGAGAGCACCUCCGGCGGCUGUCCUCAGUAGACGUGGCACGAAACCUCAUGUGGACCAAGCAGCGCUUCUAUGAAAAAGGAAACAAAGCAGACGCCCUCCUGGCAAACUGCCUCAAAAAACGGCAGGACAACAAAAGAAUCUCCAAAAUCAGAACCAGCACUGGAGAGAUCACGAAAAACCCAGACAGGAUAGCACAAGAAUUCCUACAAUAUUACACAAAACUAUACGACCAUGCCGAUCCCCCUGGUCCAACAGGGGACGAGUCCCAAAGAGAAAGAAUCUCAUCUUUCCUGCGACCGCUCAACCUGCCCACCCUAUCCACCCAGGCACAGGCACUGCUGGAAGCACCCAUGGAGGGAGAAGAACUUGCCCAGGUCCUCAAAACGAUGAAACCAAUGAAAAGCCCAGGCCCGGACGGCUUUACCGCACUUUACUAUAAAACAUUCCAGGCCACACUCAUCCCACACCUGAGCAGGACUUUCAACUCCAUACUUCAGGGUCAACGCCUCCCCCCGGACAUGCUCACCGCUGACAUCUGCCUCCUGCCUAAACCAGGCAAAGACCAGCUAGAACCAGGCCACUACCGGCCCAUAUCAUUGUUGAACAUAGACCUGAAAAUUCUUACAAAGGCGUUGGCCAUACGUCUCAACACUUGCCUCCCCCAGCUGAUACACCCCGACCAGGUUGGCUUCAUUCCAAAACGGCAGGCUUCGGAUAACACCAGAAGAGCCUUCAACACAAUUUGGUACACCCAAAAUCGGAACAUCCCGGCGGUAAUGCUCUCGCUGGACGCAGAGAAGGCGUUUGAUCGCCUUCUCUGGCCAUACAUGUUCCAAAUACUUACACAUCUAAACUUCCCGUCCGGUUUCAUGAACGCCCUGGAGGCAAUAUACAGUCACCCCAAAGGGAAACUUCUCCUACCCAACAUUGAGGCCCAAACCUUCACCAUAAAGAACGGGACCAGACAGGGCUGCCCCCUCUCACCCUUAAUCUUCGCUAUUCACUAGAGCCACUCCUACAGGCCAUACGCAACCAUCCGGACAUCCAAGGCAUCCAAAUCAGACAAGAGAAAUACGCGGUGGCGGCGUACGCGGACGAUGUCCUUUUAACCCUUGCGGACCCGAUACCAUCCCUACAUGCCACGCUAGAAGUGAUAGCCGAAUACUCUAGCUUCUCCGG